Molecule: messenger RNA, 2658 nt
Organism: Theobroma cacao (cacao)
Lineage: Eukaryota; Viridiplantae; Streptophyta; Magnoliopsida; Malvales; Malvaceae
Source: RefSeq, a predicted model, not a curated record
CCAGGUGGAACCAGAAGCAACGUGAGAGACAAUUGUCUGAUUAUGGAUUUAAAAUUGCAAAUCGAACCUACAUGCUGGGAAGGUUCACUGCAACAAUUAUUGCCCUGAUGAGAGAUCUAACCUAUAUUCAUACAGGGUUUCAUCCAUAAAAUGGAUCUGUUUCAUAAUACAAGAAAACCACUUCCCUGUCGUCCUGUCUUAAGUGCUUGUUGACUGAUCUUUGUGGGGGGAAGUGUUUGAGGUGUACGGGUUGAGAAUAUGUACAGGGUUUACAUUUUGCUGCUGAAGUCCUUGUUGGCUGUUGCUUCAAGUAUAUAACUUGCUUGAAGUGUAGCAACUUGCAGAUAUUAGUGUUGUCGUCAAUUUUUUGACCAAAGAAAGAAAACCCAUCACGCUUUUCAUAAGAAAAAGUUUCAGAAAAAGAUUAACAAAAAAGGUUAUGAACAUAUUUUAUAUGGCUUGAUGCAGCAAAGGACAUAUUAUUGUAACUCGUCAGCCAUUGGAGCUGUCAGCAACAAACACAAAGUGACAAACUUACAAUUUCUAUUGCUUUUCGUGGCAUUAUAAAAGGAUAGAAAGAGGGCAUCUUGUUGGUUGGAUAUUUUUCUAGACUUGAAUGAUCAGGUUAGAUUCCUUUCAUUCGUCCACAAAGAGAAAACUAAAGUGAUGGGUGGAAAACUCCAAGCGUGAAAUAUGGACUUUUGUUGCAACUCUAUGGUUCACUUAUAGUUUGGGUCGGCCAUGUUUCUAAAGCUGUGAUUGACUGCUCUGUUAUAAAGGAAAAUACUGAACGGUAAUUUGCAGAUUAGAGUCCAAAAUAGUUGAAUAAAAUAGAUGAAGAGGACACGUUGGAGUUGGUCUUAUUGUCUUGCCCCACUAGAAACCGCAGUCCAUUCCUAAUGGACAUGUAUUACAAUAAAAGCUCCCAUAGAAAUUCAUGGCAUUGAUGAUUGUUGAAAGUAGAUUUUCAAAGAGGUCAGAACCUAGUCACAGAUGUCUUCCCCUUGGGAGCUUCGCUUUCCAUAUCAGUUACUUCAUUAACAUCUCUAAUAUUGUCCUGUAUCAGACAGGGAGGCUAUAUAUAGAGAUGGAUUAUAUUUUGUAAUAUCUGCACUUUCCCAGAGCUGAGGGAGAUCAAGUGAGAUUCAGGAAUCAGGCAGCAAACAGACAAGAAGGGACAAGCUCCAAUGGCACAUUCAUUACCAUCAAGUCGUUUUUCAGCUUUUUUUUGUUGUAUUCUUCUACUGUUGCUGAUCAGCUCUGCUACUGUGAGUGGGGCUCGACUAGGGAAUGCCAGGCUAACAGAUUCUUCUAGUAUCAGAAGGAUACUUUUAAACAAUGGCCUUGGUCUAACUCCACAAAUGGGUUGGAAUAGUUGGAACCGUUUUCAUUGCAAUAUCAACGAGACAUUGAUCAAGGAAACUGCGGAUGCAAUGGUGUCAAGUGGUCUUGCUGCUUUAGGAUACACCUAUAUCAAUUUAGAUGACUGUUGGGGUGAACUCAACAGAGAUACUCAGGGGAAUUUGGUUCCUAAAGCAUCAACAUUUCCUUCAGGCAUUAAGGCUCUGGCAGAUUAUGUACAUAGCAAAGGGCUUAAGCUUGGAAUUUAUGCAGAUGCAGGGACUCAAACUUGUAGCAAGACCAUGCCCGGGUCCCUAGGAUACGAAGAACAAGAUGCAAAAACGUUUGCUUCAUGGGGGGUUGAUUACCUGAAAUAUGACAAUUGUGCAAAUACUGGCAUAAGCCCAAAGGAAAGGUAUCCGAAGAUGAGCAAAGCUUUACUAAGUUCAGGGAGGACCAUGUUUUUCUCGUUAUGUGAAUGGGGAAAUGAAGAUCCAGCAACUUGGGCACCAAGCAUUGGGAAUAGUUGGAGAACAACUGGAGAUAUUAAAGAUAACUGGGAUAGAAUGACAUCCAUUGCAGAUCAAAAUGACAAAUGGGCAUCUUAUGCUCAACCUGGCAGUUGGAAUGAUCCAGACAUGCUUGAGGUAGGAAAUGGUGGCAUGACAACAGAAGAAUAUCGCAGUCAUUUUAGCAUAUGGUCAUUAGCUAAAGCUCCUCUAUUGAUUGGCUGUGAUAUUCGGUCAAUGGAUAAUGUCACCUUUGAACUGCUAAGCAAUAAGGAGGUUAUUGCAGUCAAUCAAGAUAAACUUGGAGUUCAGGGGAAAAAGGUGAAAAAAGAUGGGGAUCUUGAGGUAUGGGCUGGCCCCUUGACUGAUAACAGGGUGGCUGUAGUCUUAUGGAACAGAGGAUCUUCCUCUGCAAACAUCACUGCUUACUGGUCUGAUAUAGGCCUUAAACCAUCAACUGUUUGUGAUGUUCAACAUUUAUGGGCGCAUUCAACGGAGUUAUCAGUCCAAGAUCAGCUCUCUGCUCAAGUGGAUGCACAUGCUUGCAGAAUGUACACAAUCACACCACAGUGAACAGUUCUUCCAUGGAAAGAAAGUGGUUUUCCAGAUGGAAAGGGUCUGAUUGCAGGCAUGCAGCAGCUAGCUGAGAAUGCAUUUGAACAAAGAAGUUAGCUUCAAGAAAUUGAAUAAAAUUUUGCAAUAUUUGAAAAUAUUAAAGCAAUGUCAGAUAAAGAAGUGAAACCUCAAUAACUUAUAUGCAAAGGGAUAGUUCGCUGAGAAUGCUACCAGUUUAUGUCUAGUUGCUAUA